Molecule: messenger RNA, 777 nt
Organism: Emiliania huxleyi CCMP1516
Lineage: Eukaryota; Haptophyta; Isochrysidales; Noelaerhabdaceae
Exons: 3
Coding region: 1-777 (258 amino acids)
Source: RefSeq, a predicted model, not a curated record
AUGGCAAAGCCGCCAGAGCUCGCACGCGUUUGCAACGCGAACCUCGUGACGCUUGGCGUGCUCUACUACAACGACCCGGCGCCACUCCGCCUCCACUUUGGCAUCUGGGCGCAGUAUCCGGCGUCGGUUCAGUCGCGCUUCGAGUUCGUAGUCAUCGACGACGGUUCCUCCGAGCACAUGCAGGCGCACAAUGUCCUGGCGCAGCUGCACAGGCUUGGGCGAGUGCCUCUUUCGUUAUCUAUCCUCAGGGUGCUUCCGCCCAAGCUCGCCUGGAACAUCGGGGGCGGGCGAAAUCUUCUGAUGCACAGAGCAAGCGGGUGCUGGGUUAUCAUCGCUGACUUGGACUACGCGGUGCCGCCAAAGCUGGCGGCCGCCGUGCUGCCCACAGUGCUGGACCCAGCAAUCAGUCCAACUCGCGUGUUCAAGUUUAUGCGCGAUUGGCAACCCAAGGGCAGACCCCAGUUGCAUCCCGCGUUUGCCAUGAUGCGGAGGGAUCUCUACUGGCAGGCGGGCGGAUGUGACGAGGACUUCGUCGGCCACUACGGCUGGACCGACCCGCACACGUGGUUCCGCUUGGGCCAUCACAGACCGCGCGUCACCAUCACAGUGAACCGGUCAUGGCCGGCGAUCCACUAUCUCCGGGCGGGGGCGAACAGAACGUCGCAAUCGAAGGACAAGGAGGAAAAUGCCAAUUUGUACAGACGGAAGACGAGCGGCGCAGCAAAUUGGAGCAACGUCUACCUGCGCUUCAAGUGGAUGAGUAUAAAAGAUGUGUGA